CAACUCAUCUCUGCUCCCAACUCAUCUCUAAUUGAAACUUUGGAAGUGGGAGGUCCAAUGUGGUUCAAUAGGUUCAAUGCGAAGCCUAGAUUGGUCUAGAUAUAUAUAUAUAUGGUCUAAGGAUACAAGACGAACCGGUGCAGGUUUUAGGUUACAAUCACUUACGGUUACGACUAUAUUUGUUUGAUAAAGCAAUUUUUAUUGAUUUCAACUUUAAUCAAACAGACUCAAAAUGGCAAUAUUAUUAAAGAUCUGUGAAGGUCUAACCGUGUGUGGAAAACUUUUAAAACCAAGGUUUGAUUGUACUACUAUAUCUGUCCGGGGGCGAAAAAAUUUAAACCCACCUCCGAGGAAGCGUUUCCCUCCGUGGUUUACUAAACAACACCGGGUGUUACAUAAAGAGGAAAUUACGCCGGAGAAUACUAAAUUUAUUAAAGAAGUUAUCGAUACACAGUAUGGAAUAGCUGCAAAUCGGGUUUCACCUUUAAAAGCAGUGCCAAUUGAACCCAACAUAGAAUGGAAAAGGGGACUCCAACGUACGGGACUUAUUGCAAAGAAAAUUGGAGUAUAUCCAAUGUGGUUGAAAAAUGGCAGAAAAGUUUUGACUACUCUUCUACAAAUAGUUGAUAAUCAUGUAAUAAAAUAUAUACCACCCGAAGAACAUAAACCAAUGAUACGGAGGACUCUUCCAUAUGAUUACCAAGAAAAACGUGCAUGUCUUCUUAUUGGUGCAGAAUGUGAGGACCCUCAAUUGUUUACAAAAGCGUACUGUGGUCUAUUCCAAGAUUCAGGUGUAAUGCCAACACGCUUUCUAAUGAGAUUUUUAGUAUCACCGGAAGCUGCAUUACAACCAGGCACACCGUUAUAUGUAAACCAUUUUAAGCCUGGCGAUUAUGUUGAUAUACGUGGCAAAACGAUGGAUCGUGGUUUCCAAGGUGUCAUGAAAAGAUGGGGAUUUCAUGGAAUGCCAGCAAGUCAUGGAGUGACAAAAUCGCAUAGAAGACCAGGAAAUAUUGGUUCUGGAGGGACAAAAGCCCGUGUAAUGCCUGGAACUAAAAUGCCAGGACAUAUGGGAAACCGUUAUCGCAUAUUUAGAGGAUUAAGGAUUCUGCGGAUAAAUACAAAGUACAAUGUAAUGUGGGUGCUUGGACAGCAGGUGCCUGGUGAAACGAAUAAUGUCAUUCAAGUGUUCGAUUCACUUCUCAGGCACAGACGACAUACAGUUGCUCCACAUUUCCCCACGUAUUUCCCUACAAACGAACAGGAACCUCUUCCGGAAGAGAUCUUAGCCGAUGAUGUUCAUCCAUUUGAAGCCAAGUCUAUUACAUUUAGUGAAGAGGAAGCGUAAUUGUAAAACUGUAGCUUUUAAUAAAGAGGAUAUUACGAAUGUA
This is a messenger RNA of Orussus abietinus, 1391 nucleotides long. It is a transcript of the gene mRpL3, whose product is annotated as 39S ribosomal protein L3, mitochondrial. Bases 233 to 1348 code for a protein of 371 amino acids. The record is from RefSeq and is a predicted model, not a curated record. The transcript is spliced from 7 exons. NCBI's taxonomy places the organism in Eukaryota, Metazoa, Arthropoda, Insecta, Hymenoptera, Orussidae. Gene Ontology annotation, cellular component: mitochondrial large ribosomal subunit; ribosome. Gene Ontology annotation, molecular function: structural constituent of ribosome. Gene Ontology annotation, biological process: translation.